This is a messenger RNA of Peromyscus californicus insignis, 6654 nucleotides long. It is a transcript of the gene Sox21, whose product is annotated as SRY-box transcription factor 21. The record is from RefSeq and is a predicted model, not a curated record. Bases 17 to 847 code for a protein of 276 amino acids. Gene Ontology annotation, molecular function: DNA-binding transcription factor activity, RNA polymerase II-specific; RNA polymerase II cis-regulatory region sequence-specific DNA binding. The transcript is spliced from 4 exons. Gene Ontology annotation, biological process: anatomical structure morphogenesis; regulation of DNA-templated transcription; cell differentiation. Lineage: Eukaryota; Metazoa; Chordata; Mammalia; Rodentia; Cricetidae.
GCGACACGGCGACAGCAUGUCCAAGCCGGUGGACCACGUCAAGCGACCCAUGAACGCCUUCAUGGUGUGGUCGCGGGCCCAGCGGCGGAAGAUGGCCCAGGAGAACCCGAAGAUGCACAACUCGGAGAUCAGCAAGCGCCUGGGCGCCGAGUGGAAGCUGCUCACCGAGUCGGAGAAGAGGCCGUUCAUCGACGAGGCGAAGCGCCUGCGAGCCAUGCACAUGAAGGAGCAUCCCGACUACAAGUACCGGCCGCGGCGCAAGCCCAAGACGCUGCUCAAGAAGGACAAGUUCGCCUUCCCCGUGCCCUACGGCCUGGGCGGCGUGGCGGACGCCGAGCACCCGGCGCUCAAGGCGGGAGCAGGGCUGCACGCAGGCGCGGGCGGCGGCCUGGUCCCCGAGUCCCUGCUCGCGAACCCCGAGAAGGCGGCCGCCGCCGCCGCGGCCGCCGCCGCGCGCGUCUUCUUCCCGCAGUCCGCGGCCGCCGCCGCCGCCGCCGCUGCCGCCGCCGCCGCGGGCAGCCCCUACUCCCUACUCGACCUGGGCUCCAAGAUGGCAGAGAUCUCGUCGUCGUCGUCCGGCCUGCCGUACGCGUCGUCGCUCGGGUACCCCGCCGCGGGCGCGGGGGCCUUCCACGGUGCGGCGGCGGCGGCUGCAGCGGCCGCGGCGGCCGCCGGGGGGCACACGCACUCGCACCCCAGCCCGGGCAACCCGGGCUACAUGAUCCCGUGCAACUGCAGCGCGUGGCCCAGCCCGGGGCUGCAGCCGCCGCUCGCCUACAUCCUGCUGCCAGGCAUGGGCAAGCCUCAGCUGGACCCCUACCCCGCGGCCUACGCCGCCGCGCUAUGACCCCGCGGGGCCGACCCGCGAGGACCUGGGUGCGCACGUGUACGUAUAUGUAUAGGUACGAGACUCGCGGCCUCCCCGUGCGCCCCGGGGCGACUGGGGGCCCGGGGUGUGUGUACAUAGAUGUAUAGGUGUAGGGCAGAGGCGGAGAUUGCCAGCCGGGGCUCGAAUGACCGAGCGAGCGAGCGCUCGAGGGCGCGAGCGAGCGAGCGAGUGGAUGCUAGGAUCCCUUCCCACCCGCACUUCUGCAGCCAACUUUAGGAGCGAGGGUGUGUGCGCCAGCUCGGGGUUCGCUUUGCACUUCGGAACCUGUUGCGUUUUGACCCAGAGAGGUGGGAGGAGAAAGUCUGUGACAAGAGUCGGAACAGACUUGCAGUGACUAAGCUCAGUCUGGAUUCCCGCAGUGCUGAACCUCCGCCUGAGUCUGAGCGAGUCUCUCUGCUGACCCACACGUGGCACACAUCCCUGUGCAUCCGGAAUGGCACGGAACUGGCUACCUGGGAGCCUAGGGCUAGCUGGGAGAAGGUUUGCAGAGUGCCUUGUGGUUCUGUCUGUUGACUGAAGAGUGACUCAAGAUGAUCAGGAGCACGUGUGGAUCUUAGGGUGUGCAGAGGCAAAAGAAAGUGUUAAUAAACCCUACAGGAAGCCUUGAAUGGUUCAAGAUGAAAGACUUGAGAGGGUAGAGACCUGUGUCCUACUGGAUUUGGAAUCCUUCUUGGCUGACCUGAAGGUUACAGCAGAAGAACCAUGGAAGAGAUGCCCCAGCUCCCAAUAUUACCUCUAGCAUCCCUAAGGUGAGCAAAUAGCAUCUCUUCAACCACGCAGCUACCCACUGGCUAGUCUUCUGUACUCACAAGAGUUGGCUCUCUCCUUUAACAACAAAGAGACAGUUCCUACUCAGAGAAAGGGCAGCUUCUCACAGUAGUGAACUAGGCCUCACUCCAUCUCUGGAAGACAGCCUCUGAGGUUCCUCUCUUUCUACGGACCACACCUUUGUAUAAACCCUUUCUCUGAAUAUAGACUGGAACAGUGUUCUCUCUCUCUCUCUCUCUCUCUCUCUCUCUCUCUCUCUCUCUCUCCUUCCCUCCCUCCCUUCCUCCCUCUCUGCUAUAAUACCACUCUUGUCUAUUUACUCUAAAGCUUUGAGAUGGGUGUUAUCCAGGAAGUGAUACUUAUAGACCCUGUGAUGUACUCAAGGGCAUGGCUCCAGGCAAUACUCCCCCUUUCCUAGAGCAAUUAAAAAAAUAACAAAAAAGUCAAUUAAAAACCCCAGUGCCUCACUCACUUCUUUCUCCAGCUACCAUUUCACUUCUAGGAUCUCCCUGCACUAAAUGUCUCCUGUGCUGUAAGAAGUCUACGCUGGCCAUCUGUAAUCCUAUGCCAUCUUCUUUCUCAUACAUCCCUCCUCUGACAUCACCUUUCCCCCCUGCUGUGACCCAGGACCCCGAGGACUUCUCAUCACGAGGUCCCAGGGUCGGUUCUCACCGCACACGUCCCACCCACAGCGUGUGUUGUCCUUUCCUCCCGGCUACCGGACUUGGCUCUGAGGACCCUGCACUUAUGGUUAUUGUUUCUCCUGCCUUGUCAUCAGGAACGUUUUGCCUUUCUCUCUUACUGGUUCCAUUUUCUUCAAUCGCUUGUCAAGUUUUUUUUUUUAUCAAAAAUAGUAGCAUUUCUGUGUGUGAUGCCUCAUGCCUGGACUACCAGCACCCGGGAGGCUUGAGAUAGGAGGAUUGCCAUGAGUUUGAGGCCAACCUGAGCUAUAUAGUGAGUGCUAAGCCAGCCUGAGCUACAAAAACAACACAAAAAGUUAGGAAUCCACUCACUAUUCUCCCGCCUUCAACUGAGCUGCAAUUGUUUUCUGCCAUUAUUUAACAGCUCUUCUAGAAACCACAUACUUGCAAUCAUGUAUCUUUGUAAUUUAACAUUUCUUCUAGAAACCACAUACUCUCGCAAUCAUGUAUCUUUGUAAUUAGCUGUAUAGAGUUGUAGGUUAGUAUGAACAAGGGGAAGAAAAAAAACCAACCAAACAAACAAACAAAAAAACCACAGAAGACCAAAACCUCAGUGACUCAGUGCAGUAGGUUUGGGUUUUGUUUGUUUGUUUUUAGUCCAACAUGGGUUAACAGGGAGCUGGUGUCACAGUAGCUGAGAGACUCCAUCUCCAGUGCAGCCUUGGCAGAAGAAUACAGCGUGAUAGUUGCUACAGUUCAGAUCCUAAGUGUUCCCACAGAGGGCCAUGUGGUAAAGGAUUGGUCCCCAUAUAUAACUGUUGGAAGUGAUAAAGCCUUUAUGAGUGGGGGCUGAUGGGAAACUGACAGGUCAUUAAAGGUGCUCUAGGGAGACAAUGGGACCUCAGCCCUUUCCUCUUUCUUUCUUGCCUCAUGGCAUGGGAUGGGAGUAGAUUUGCUCCACCACACACUCCCAUCAUGUUCUGCCACGGGCCCAAAGCAACAGGGCAGAGUGACUCUAACUGAAACUCCUGCAUCAGUACCUGGGACCAACCUUUGCUUCCUGAUAAUUUGGUCACCGCAUGUGUUUGUUCUAGUAAGGAAAGCUCACCAACACAACAGAUCUAGGUUAACUUUUAACAUUUCUCACUAGGGGCUGGAGAAAUGGCUCAGUGAUUAACAGCAUUCACUGCAAAGGACCCCCAUAAUGGCUCACAGCUGUCCUUAAUUCCAAUUUCAGGGGAUCUGGCCCACUCUUCUGGCCUCCACAGGCACCAGGCAUACAUGCAGUGCACUUAUAUAUAUAUAUAUAUUCAGGCAAAACACUCAUAGACAUAAAAAAUAAAAAUACAUCUUUAAUAAAAAGUCUCACUGAGGCAGUAUUUAUCUCUUCUACUCACAUGUCACUAGCCAAAAAAAGGCACAAAAGAGCAGUUCUGCCAUGUGCCCCAAAAAAUGAGACUCAGAACUAUUGGGCAAAAGGCACUAUUGAUCAUCUGUGGUAGUUUGAAUGUAAUUGGCUCCCAUAAGCAUAUAGGGAGUGGCACCAUUAGGAGGUGUUGUUUUGUUGAAGUAGGUGUGGCCUUGUUGGGGAAACUGUGUCACUGUGGGGACUCUGAGGUCUUCUGUGCUCAAGCUAUGGCUAGUUCACUUCCUGUUGCCUGCAGAUCAAGAUGUAUUAACUCUCUACUCCUUCUCCAGCACCAUGUCUGCCUGUGUGCCACCAUGCUUCCCACCAUGAUGAUAAUGGACUAAACCUCUGAAACUGUAAGCCAGCCCAAUUAAAUGUUUUUCUUUAUAAGAGUUUCCAUGAUCAUGGUGUCUCCUCACAGCAACAGAAACCCUAACUAAGACAGAAGUUGAUACCAGGAGUGGGGCAUUGCUGUGAUAAGCCUGAUCGUGUUUUUGUUUGGAGGAAUUUGGACUUCGGUACUUUGUGUUAGGAAAGCAGUGGAAUGCUUUAAGUGCUACUUAAUGGGCCAUACCAGUAGGAACAUGGAAGUCAGUAGUGCUAAGAGUGAUUUGAACUGUAGGGGGCUGGCUCAAGAAGUUUCAGAGGAGAAGAAUUUUAGUAUGUUGCCUAGAGAUCAAUCUUGAGAUAUUUUGAUGAACAAAAUGGCUGCUUUUUGUCCUUGUCCAAAGAGUCUCCCUGAGGCUAAAGUGAAGAGUUUUAGAUUAAUUUCAUUGGCAGAGGAAAUUUCAAAACAACCUAGUAUAGUUUCUAUCAUGUGGUUAUUAGUGUUAACUCUAAUGUGGAUUUAUAUUGAAAAAGAGCAAGCAGAGCAAGGAAAAAUACAAAAUAUAAAACUGAGGAGAAAAGGAGCAUCAGAAAGGGGAAUGGAGCUAAGCCCUGUGUCUGGGGAGAUAAACAGAUUAAGGAAUGUAUUAAAGAGAGUGGUGACCUCAGGACAAGAUCCCACCUAUCUAAGUUUCCAACUUGUGAAAGGAAUUAAAGAAAAGCUUAGAGUUGGGUGUGGUGGUGCAUGCCUUUAAUCUCAGCAUUGGGAAGGCAGAAGCUGGCAGAUCUCUGAGUUUGAGGCCAGCCUGGCAUAUAGAGAAAGUUCAAGGACAGCCAAGUUUCAGCAGUGAAGGAAACCAUGGAAAACAGAAAGCUAGUGAAUAUACAAUUGAAUGAGAGGUCAUGUUCCAGCCUCAACAAGCGCUUCAGCCACGUGGUUCUGGCUUUAGAGUGAGAGAAUGACUAUGGAAAGCUGAUGAGGCCAGGCAUGUGUCAGUGGUGUCACUGAAUGGAGGCCGAGAGAGGCCUUUCUGUGAAGCUGUGAGGGAGAAACCUGAAUGGAGACCCCGAGAUGGUAGAGAUGCCAGAGUCACUGGACACCUGCCAAUGAAAGCUGCUAACAGGGAGUGGAUCCAGCCCAAGAGAAAGAAAUUUGUUGCAGUCAACAAAGCAGAACGGAGAUGGAGAUCUGAAGAGCAUUUUGACAUCAGUCAUGGAGAUGUAGAAUUUGGAGUUUGCCCAGCUGGGUUUUGGUCUUUCUUUGGUCCAGUAUUUCUUCACUAUGCUCACUUCUCUAUGUUUUGGAACAGUAAUGUAUAUCCUGUGCCACUAUAUGUUGGAAGUAUGUGAUCUGUUUUAUUUUGAUUUUAUAGGGGAUUAAAGUUAAGAGAUUGCAUGAAUCUCAGAAGAGACUUUGAACUUUGGACUUUAAAAUAUUGUUGAGACUGUGAUAGACUAUGGGGACUUUUGAAGUUGGACUAAAUAAAUGUAUUUUGCGUUAUUAUAUAGUUAUAAGCCUAUGGGGGCCAGCUAGUGGAAUGUGGUAAUUUGAAUGUAAUUGGUCCCCAUAAGCUCAUAGGGAGUGGUACUAUUAGGAGGUGUGGCUUUGUUGGAGUAUGUAUUUCCUCAUUGGAGGAAGUAUGUCACUGUAGGGGCGGAGGUCUCAUAUGUGCUCAAGCCAUGCCUAGUGUGUCAGACCACUUCCUGUUGCCUGCAGGUCAAAAUGUACAAUGCUCAGCUCCUUCUCCAGCACCAUGUCUACCUGCACACCACCAUUUCCUGCCAUGAUGAUAAUGGACUAAACCUCUGAAACUGUAAGCCAUCCAAUUAAAUGUUUUCCUUUAUAAAAGUUGCUGUGGUCAUGGUGUCUCUUCACAGCAACGAAACCCUACUGAAGGCAUCAUUCCAUAGAUCUUAAAAGAAGACAUUCCCAGUCCUGUUUCUUUGUGUCUGUAGCUAGAGUUUUCCUGCCUGGCCCACAGUCAGGAUAAAUCUCUGCCAUCCGCCAGUCCCACAACUGCUCAGACCCGACCAAGUAAACACAGAGACUUAUAUUGGUUUCAAACUGUAUGGCCAUGGCAGGCUUCUUGCUAACUGUUCUUACAGCUUAAAUUAAUCCAUUUCUAUUAAUCUAUACCUUGCCACGUGGCUUGUGGCUUACCGACAUCUUUACAUGCUGUUUCUCAUCAUGGUGACUGGCAGUGUCUCUCCCACCCAGCUUCCUGUUCUCUCAAUUCUCCUCUCUGUUAGUCCCGCCUAUACUUCCUGCCUGGCCACUGACCAAUCAGUGAUUUAUUUAUUGACCAAUCAGCAACACAUUUGACAUACAGACCAUCCCACAGCACUUCCCCUUUUCUUUUCUUAAAAAGGAAGGUUUUAACCUUUACACAUCUCCAAAGUCAGCUUGGUAUAUUUGGGAAUUUGGGCGUAGCUUCUCUUAUUACUUCCUGCUGGAGGGGGGCGCUGUAUCUUAUGGGGACACAAAGAAAAUUUUAGAAUUAUGGAAUAGUCCAUGAGGGUGUAUCGUCUGAGCCAGUUGCCUUCAAACGAUUAUGGAUGUUGGAUCAUCUGGGCCUUGGUGUCAUCGGAGACCUUUCAGGGGGUCUUGACUGGUCAAACCU